Molecule: messenger RNA, 732 nt
Organism: Puccinia graminis f. sp. tritici CRL 75-36-700-3
Lineage: Eukaryota; Fungi; Basidiomycota; Pucciniomycetes; Pucciniales; Pucciniaceae
Exons: 3
Coding region: 1-732 (243 amino acids)
Source: RefSeq, a predicted model, not a curated record
AUGACCUUCAAAAGCGAAGGCUAUUACACCACAGGACCUUCAAACAAGCAAGAAAGAGCGAGUCCCACUCCUUCCGUUGAUACCAAUAACGGCGAUAGUGAUCAUACUACCCCAAGUCAAAUCGACCAGAACUCCGAAGCCCCCUCCCAGCUCCAACGAGACCUCGUGGCGGCAAAGGAGCUACGUGCUCGAGUCGAAAACCUACAGAUGACCACUUUGAAACGCAAAGAAACGGCAACAGCGUCAAGAGAAGAGCCGCCUCAGAACAUGGAGAAGAGUUCGGCCAUGGAGAUCGACGAGAUAGAUUCCGAAUGCUCGGAAGCUACCCCGAAACGCCCUAUAACCCCAGAGAUCCGAGUCUUAUCGAAGGAAGACCAGAUCAAACUCCGGGUCAAAGAGCACGUCUCGCUUUGGAGACAGUGCCAAGUAGCUACGCGCGAAGGACCAACAGAAAAGCUGCGAGCCUUACUGACUACCGCUCAGGAGAGUCAGAAGGUUCUUCAGAAACUCAUCGACAACGAGGAGAUCGAGAGUUACGUGAAGGGUUGGAACCCUUGGGACGAAAAAAAACUACACUUCCCUUCCCCUCCGAAAAAGAAUCUAAUGAAAUUCAAGAGAAACGAGCCCGGCAAGAAGCAAAGCUCAAGCUCGACCAACUUCUCCGAUCCCGCCAAAUGGAGGAAAGUCACAGACCUCCUUCAGAUGGCCUCAGGUCUGUACCAGAAUGUGUAG